Molecule: messenger RNA, 3894 nt
Organism: Hyalella azteca
Lineage: Eukaryota; Metazoa; Arthropoda; Malacostraca; Amphipoda; Hyalellidae
Exons: 7
Coding region: 1864-2406 (180 amino acids)
Source: RefSeq, a predicted model, not a curated record
CAAUAAUUCAUGAUGUACCAUCAAAUGUUAACUUGUAAGUUUGUAUAGAGGAAGUCUUUCUCCAACAGUGUAGUUUAAUUGAAUAUUAGGUAUUCAUUUGAUUAACAAAAUUAAUACUCCCCUAUAUUUGAAAUGGCCACUGCAAUGCUGGCAUGUGAAGUUUGCAAUGAAGAUUUUGAUUCAAAACACCAUAAGCCGCUUUGCCUGACUUGUGGUCAUUCAUUUUGUUUCUCCUGCAUUUCAAGCUUACUUAAAAUUUCUGGAACCAAGUGCUGUCCUAAAUGCAGGAAGAAAAUUGAUAAGCCUGCUAAUGAAUUGUUGGUUAACUACAUGUUGAUUCCCUCAAAAAAUGAGGCAUGUAAAAGGAAACGAUCCACAGAAUCAGAGCGUCUCUGCUCUCAACAUGAGAGGCAUCUGGAUUACCUAUGUGUAAACUGCUGUUAAAGAAUUAAAAUUCACGUACAGUUUAUUUGCAUAACUUUAUGCAGAAUCUUUUUCGCGAUCUCCACUUGGUAAAAGCCUUAACUUUGAAAUAUCUUAAAAAUCAAUUUACAGCAUCUGUAUCAGUACACUGCAUCUGUGUCGUUGUGCCACUUUAUGCCACAUUUUCCAACCACUAUUUCACCUGGAGAAUUAAGCAUUCCAGGGCACACAGAAACUAUCUUCAGCCUCUUGUAAGAAGAUUCGCCAGUCUAUAGCGGUCCGUCACUUGUGCUGGACGUCUCAUCUGUGCUUCGCGAUUUCGUGUGGUGACGCUCUUGUCCAGUGUGGCCCUGCUUGAAGUUACUGUGGACUUCAGUUGAUGCUUCAUCUCCACUAGACUCAUCCCCCGUCAUCCUCCUGCCUUGGACGUGAGACGUGGACCGCUGGCCGUGCCCAUUCUUCGAUGCAAACACGUGGACUUCAGACGACAGCAUGUGGUGCUGUGAUCUCUUGGAACUUUGCCUGGGACUGCGGCGGGAGCACUGGCCCACUGCUUACCUUUCAGCGGCAGGGGUCCCCGCCACAGCUACCGGAUUUGGGGAGGAUACCGCGCUAUGACAUUCGUCAUACAUUUUUGAUGCGACGCACAUCGCAUAUUUCAUCGCUCAAUAAACUAUCCUUCUACCAAUCCAAUUUUUAAUCCCUAAUAAGUUUUUCAAGAACUGCAUUGAACUUGUCUGUUAUACAUGCUCAAGAGGCUUACAUGGCAAACACAAAAUUGAGGUGUUACAUGACCUCCAGAAUGCUGAUGUGGACUCGAAGGCCAAAAUACGGGCCUUACUGAUAGAAAAAAUUCAGCGACUGAAGAAAACUUCUCGGGUAUCUGGCGGUACUUUGACUUUGAUGGAUGAUAUCAUGGAUCUGAGGACUGAUGUGGCGAGAUGGGAUGGUUCUCUUCAUGACCAAAUAAUGUCAACCAGUGAAGAUCUCAAGGCUUGGGACGACUUGGCCUCCGAUGUUGGCAGAAAAAAUGGUGUCCAAUGUGAGGAAAUUCUACAUCGUCUGAAAGCAGAACCUUCAGGAAAUAUGUUACCUGAAAUCAAAAAGCUGCUGGAUUCUGCAACCCAGGCUUGUAAUUUGCUGAAGAUACAAAACACUGAGCUUGAGCUCUUGCCGAAUGGUGCAUUGUGGUUCAUCACUGGCCAUGCUGAUGGAGAGCGAGCUAUUGCAAGCUUGUUGCACAAGAGGAUGCCGAGGUGCCUCACGGUGAUAUCAACACACAGGACACCCAUCUCAGGACUGCGAAAUAUUAUUGCUGGCCUUGCCGCACAAAAUGUUGGAAACAUAUGCAUGAUGCCCAUGGCCUAAUUCUGGGAAACGCCAAAUUGCCCUAGGGAUGAAGAUAUAGGAACUAUUAUCACAGAAUUCGGAGACCAUCUCAUGGACCUGUAUGGCACUCCCGACCAAAUCCUGGCACACAGUAACAUUGGGAAGCGUGCGCCUUGCUGUGUUGGUGUUCGCCUUGCCAGCCUCAGGGAUGUAGAGCGCUGUUCUGAACUUAUGGGACCAAUUGAUGACGUUUGCUGCCUCAGGGUAGUCCCGAGGAGCACUGGCCGCUACUUGGAUAUGAUCAAAAAGAAGAUUUGUCGCUGGCACUUCCCUGACCUCCGUGACAAUGACUUGGACUGGAUGUUUGAAAUAAUUUCUUGUAGCAUGACUAAUCACAACUCUUGCCCGAGCCUGGUGCUGCCGAGGGACAAUCUUACUCACGACGGUGUUAAGCAGCUCUAUGAGACCUUGAGUAAGUCUUAUGUCAGUCCCAUGUCGUCACAGAAGAUGACCAUAUACUGCGAGCCGCACUCCAUGCUCAUGUGGUCACCAACUAGUGAGAAAAUAAAAUGUGUUGAGUUGUCAACCAUCACCAUCCUACAAUGGAAAUCAGAACUGACGGGCAAUAGGUCGACUUGUCAACGAAUGGUCUAAAGAAGCCAUCGUGGACCCGCCCUGGUCCAUGUACCGUGUAGAAUGGUUCUACCUGACCGUGGACUGCUGGGGGACGGUGAUGGAGGACCUGACAGUGGACUGCUGGGGGAUGGUGAUGGAGGACCUGGCAGUGGACUGCUGGGGGACGGUGAUGGAGGACCUGACAGUGGACUGCUGGGGGACGGUGAUGGAGGACCUGGCAGUGGACUGCUGGGGGAUGGUGAUGGAGGACCUGGCAGUGGACUGCUGGGGGACGGUGAUGGAGGACCUGGCUGUGGACUACGACUGCAGGAGAGGUUGAGGGUUGCCUUGUCUGCACAUCACCUCAACGGUCUUCCCCCGACUGUGUGGAUGUGUUCGCAGGAAUAAGUUGUCGUCGGCGGUCUGCACGAGGCUGCGGUGAAGCCCGGCGUCGUGUAUAACUCUAAACCAAGAGAGCUUUAUUCUUCAGUGGAAAUUCUUUGUUCCGCAUUUUGAUGAAGUAGUUCGUUCGAGUUGAUCGGAAAAGCGUGGCUUUAAGCACGUUCAUUUAAUUACUUUUUUUACUCAGAAGUGUUGUCAGAAUUCCCCUCUUGCUUGAAUAUUUUUUUUAUUCUCCUUUUUUGUGCCAUGUUUGGUUUGGGCCAGGUCAGGCACGUCGUUGGGGCCGAACCUUUCUUGGUGAAGAUCUUUUCGUUGUUCGCUCGAGUGGAAUUCCUGUUUUUUCUUAACGUUGUAGUCGGCCAACGCAGGCAUAACUUGUGACGUGUUAUCCUGCGUAACCUGGCCCCAUAUUUGUUUAGUUGUUACUUGUUAGUGUUGGAGGCCAUCGGAGAUACUUUUGUGAUGAAGACGUCGGUCGCUGAUGGAGGUGUAAAGCGUGUGUGGUGAAAACAAUAUCUGAUUUUGAUCUCUUAAGCUUUUUGUGAGCAUGAGGACCUUGGGCAUUGAUGAGUUAAAUUGGGCUUUUGUGAAGUGAUCUUAGUUUGCCGUCAGAGGUUACUUCGUUAAUUGUUUGUGCAAGUAGCGUGAAAAGGACUCGCCUUACGUACUAGAGAAAUUCCACUUGUUCAGUUCACAGAUUUUGUCUCGUAAUCAAUGGAUAAUUAAGUUUGUUCAGAAGCAGGCAUCCCUUCUAUACAUUUUCUGGAAUAAAAAGUUGACCAAUAAUAGAUAAUCAUUCUUACUUGUGGUAGAGUUUAGUUCACUCUCAACAAAUGCUUAUCACAGUUUCUCGUUUAAUUUCUGCAAAAAUUAUGAAGAGUUACAUUUCAAUUGAUCAGGUAUUAAUAUUAAUAAGUUGCAGCAACUUGUUAAUGUUCUUGAAAUCAUUUCUCAUCCAACCAGACUUUUGACAAAUUUGAACUUGGUUCGUCAAUCCUUUACUUUCAGUAAUUGUCUACUGGGCUCGCGUUGCGGAGCUCCAGCGUAACGUGGAUUAAAGUUCAACUUUGUGCCUUCAAAUCUUUUAUUUAUUUGAGCCUUUAAAUACAAUGGAUACUUAUUUCU